This is a messenger RNA of Diatraea saccharalis (sugarcane borer), 567 nucleotides long. The record is from the annotation of a GenBank genome assembly. Lineage: Eukaryota; Metazoa; Arthropoda; Insecta; Lepidoptera; Crambidae.
AUGACAUUGGUAUUCUGCGGAUCAGGGCAUCCGCCAUCAGACUGGACACAAAAAGUAGUAGCUACCCUUGCCAUCAUUGGCUCUUGUCUUGCUGUGGAACAUGCCUACUCAUCACAGAGUAUUGUACGUCACGACACUCAUGAGCACCAUCAUCCUAUUAAAGUAGAGAAAGUCGAGAAACAUGUCAUUCCCGUGGUGAGCAAGAUCGUGCCUGUAGCUCACUAUGUUCAGGAGAGCCAAGCUCAUGAAGAACACCACCACAAGCCCGCCGUAUCCACCUUACAUAUCGAGAGACACGACGUGCCCGCUCACCCUCCCGCUGACUGGCAAAAAUACAAUGACGGUCCCGCCAAGUACGAGUUCGAGUACAAGGUGCACGACCCCCAUACCGGCGACUACAAGCAGCAGCACGAGGCCCGCGACGGGCACGUGGUGAAGGGAGAGUACAGCCUGCACGAGCACGACGGCUCCGUGCGCACCGUCAAGUAUUACGCUGACAAGAAAACUGGGUUCAACGCAGAAGUUAAACAUACUACAAAACAUAUCGAAGAGCAGAAACAUCAUUGA